AUGUUUCAAGAGCAACAACAAAAAUCAAAAGAGAAUAAUGAUGAUGGAUCAAAUAGAAUGGCGAGAUGUCUGCAGAAGGUUUUCAGGAAUUUAAAGACAUUGAAAAAGGAUGAUGGUCGAAUGGGCGGUAAAAAGACAGAGAAGAGAGAUCUCGAGGAACUGUUCGAACGAUAUGGAAAAGUAUUAAGCGUCGAUGUUAAACCAAUGGGUUAUGCAUUCGUUGAAUUUGAGGUUAAAAUGACGUUUGAAAUUAUCGAUCCCCGAGACGCCGAUGAUGCUGUCAAGCAACUAAACGGUUAUGAGCUGGACGGAGCUCGAAUUGCAGUGGAAUGGUCGCGGAGGUCAGGAGGUCCGGGUAGUGGUUGUUUUUUAUGUAGCGGACAGGGACACUGGGCAAGAGAAUGUCCCGAAGCUAGGGAAAAGGGUAUGGACGUACGAAGUGGACGAUGUUUUAGAUGUGAAAUGAUGAUGAGAAUGGUCGAGGUAGAGGGCAUUCCUCCCGAUACAAUCGAGAAAGGUCUCCUUAUGGCGAUCGAAAGCGUCACAGUGAUGAUUAUGGCCGCCAUCGUCGUUAUUCAAGGUCUCCUGCAUCCUACAAAAGAUCGCAUUCACGCUCAAGAAACCGAUCACGAAGUUCAUACCGAUCGCGAAGUCCAUAUCGAUCACGAAGUCCUAGUCCAUAUAACAACAAACAUGAUGGAAAUUAUGAAAGAAGUCCAAGUCCAUAUGG
Molecule: messenger RNA, 730 nt
Organism: Paraglomus occultum
Lineage: Eukaryota; Fungi; Glomeromycota; Glomeromycetes; Paraglomerales; Paraglomeraceae
Source: the annotation of a GenBank genome assembly